Molecule: messenger RNA, 1695 nt
Organism: Papilio polytes (common Mormon)
Lineage: Eukaryota; Metazoa; Arthropoda; Insecta; Lepidoptera; Papilionidae
Product: lachesin-like
Exons: 9
Coding region: 241-1569 (442 amino acids)
Cellular component (GO): neuron projection
Source: RefSeq, a predicted model, not a curated record
UGUGCGGCGCGGACAGUGCCGCCGCGAUCGCGACCGCGCCGUAUCCACGCCGACACUCGACGUCGACAUCCCGACGCGAACACUACCACGCAGUGACAACUCUUCACGCGAUCGACUCGAAACGAACUUUUAAUUUUCAAAGUUUCAAAAAGUUAUGUUGGACUUUACGAUUAAUUUAGUUUAAAUUGUUUAUUUAUUAGUGACCGAUACCUGAACUGAAAUUUGAUUUGGUGAUGUGCGAUGGGUGAGGGGAGCAGUAUGUCAGUUUGGGUGGCACGCUGCGCGUGGGCCUGCGCACUGUUGGCCGCCGUCGUCGCCGGCGCCGCCGCGGACGCGCACGCGGACGUCGACACAUCCACCGGCCUUGGUGAUAAUACACUCACUAAUUCAGUAUUGGAGGAACCGGAGUUCACUGACGUCAUCCAGAACGUGACGGUUCCCGCCGGUCGCAGCGUACGUCUUGCGUGCUCCGUUAAAAAUCUUGGAUCCUAUAAGGUGGCAUGGAUGCACUUCGAGCAGUCAGCUAUCCUGACGGUGCACAACCACGUGAUAACGCGCAACCCGCGGGUUAGCGUGACGCACGACAAGCACCGCACCUGGUUCCUACACAUCUCUGACGUACGCGAGGAGGACCGCGGCAGAUACAUGUGCCAGAUCAACACUGUCACCGCUAAGACACAGUUCGGAUAUCUACAUGUUGUAGUGCCUCCUUCAAUCGACGACUCGCUGAGCUCGAGCGACGUGAUCGUCCGCGAGGGCGCCAAUGUCACUCUGACGUGCCGCGCUAAUGGCUCUCCUAAGCCCACCAUCAAGUGGAAACGGGACGACAGCUCGAAAAUCUCCAUCAGCAAGGGACAUUCUGUUUCUGAAUGGGAAGGCGAAGUGUUGGAUAUGGCGAGAAUAUCCCGUCUCGAUAUGGGUGCUUAUCUUUGUAUUGCCAGUAACGGUGUGCCGCCCACUGUUUCCAAAAGAGUCAAGGUCAGCGUCGAUUUUCCGCCUAUGCUAUGGAUUCCACACCAGCUCGUCGGUGCGCCGCUUUAUUAUAACGUGACCUUAGAAUGUUUCACUGAAGCACAUCCCACAUCUUUAAAUUACUGGACAAGAGACGACGGUCACAUGAUUCAUGAAAGUCCAAAAUACCACAUGGAAAAUGUAAUCGGAACACCAGCUUACAAGACGCACAUGAAAUUGCUGAUUAGACAUAUUGUGACUGAAGAUUACGGCACAUAUAAAUGCGUCGCUAAAAAUCCUAGAGGAGAAUCUGACGGAACUAUUCGGUUAUACACGUCGUCCCCACCGACUACAACGCCCGAUCCUCGAGCGCUUACUGUACCACCGCCCUCUCGACCGCCGCGCCGGGAUAACCCGAUCACAGAUAAAGGAAAUAAAUAUCAAUCAAACAUGAAUGAGAUUGAUAGGCGAGAGUCGGGCAAGCAGAAGACGGACGAGGGCGGCGGAAAGUCUCAUCUCAACUGGGUGGGCGGCGCCUCUCAAGUCACAGGCGACGCUGACUGGAGAAGAAGCCAGCCAUGGAUUUUCUUUGCCUUAUAUUUAAUUUGUUGUUUUUAAAAAAAUGUAACUGUUUUAUAAGCUAUUACAUUUUUUUAAAAUGCCAUAAAUAGAGUUAAAACACCUUUGUAGUAGCACAACGACAUAUUUAUUUUAUCUUUAUAAUGCAGUACUUUUUUAAAAUUA